Molecule: messenger RNA, 981 nt
Organism: Saccoglossus kowalevskii
Lineage: Eukaryota; Metazoa; Hemichordata; Enteropneusta; Harrimaniidae
Product: large ribosomal subunit protein uL16m-like
Biological process (GO): mitochondrial translation
Cellular component (GO): ribosome; mitochondrial large ribosomal subunit
Molecular function (GO): structural constituent of ribosome; rRNA binding
Source: RefSeq, a predicted model, not a curated record
GAUAAACACACAGACGCCCGGAAGUCGUGGUAGCAUGAACUGAGUAUCAAUGUUGCCUGAAAUUGUACAUAUUAUAUUUUACCAACGCCGAUGUGAAGUGAGAAUAUGUUUACAAGAACAAAGCAGGCAUUAUGUGUGUGUGGCAGACUACUUAAGAUAGGGCAUCCACGGCAAGGUCUAGAAGGUCAGCUCUAUAUCCCGACUGUGAUCCAAGUAGCCGGAAUACGUACUCCUGAACUUCCCGAUGAUUACGAUCAUAUUGUUAUUCCGGAUAAACCAAAAUUGAAGUUCUAUGAAAAACAACCACAGAAUGUUAUCAUUAAAAAAGAAUCCAAAAAAUUGAUAGAUAUUCGAGGACCAGAGCCGACGGAACACACGUUCAACCAUAAACAGUAUGGAAUAGUUGCUCUUGGUGGCGGCUAUCUGCGCUAUGGACACAUUGAAAUGAUGAGACUUACUAUCAAUCGCAAGAUGGAUGCCAAAAAAAUGUUUGCUGUGUGGAGAAUUGAUGCCCCAUACAAACCUAUUACUAGUAAAGGACAAGGCAAACGAAUGGGAGGAGGCAAAGGUGCCAUUGAUCAUUUUGUAACCCCAAUCAAACAUGGACGAAUCAUUCUUGAAAUGGGUGGAAGAGUCCCAUAUGAGCAGGUGAAACACAUACUGGAAGAAGUUGCUCACAAGUUACCAUUUAAAGCAAAAGCACUUACUCAUGAAACUUUGGAAGAUAUGAAGGCAGAAGCAGAGAGACUGAAGAAGAACAAUGCCAAUCCAUGGACUUUUGAGAGGGUUGCCAAUAGAAAUUAUCUUGGUAUUGAUAGACAUUUAAGUCCUUAUGACUAUCUUUGGUAUGGGAAAUUUAGAUAAAAUUAUACAUAUGUUUUCACCCUUAUGAAUUAACAACGUCGUGUUCAUAUAAUUAUAUGUUUGCCAAUUGAUUAAUAAAGUUCUUCAUUUGCAAAGCAGAUGAAAGUUGGUUUCAUA